GAGAAAGAUCUUGCAGCUAUAGAGACUGCUGCUGUCAGCACCAGCAUGUCUUACAGUGUGACCCUGACUGGGCCUGGGCCCUGGGGCUUCCGUCUGCAGGGAGGCAAGGACUUCAACAUGCCGCUCACUAUCUCCCGGAUCACACCAGGCAGCAAGGCGGCCCAGUCCCAGCUCACCCAGGGUGACCUCGUGGUAGCCAUUGAUGGUGUCAACACAGAUACCAUGACCCACUUGGAGGCCCAGAACAAGAUCAAGUCUGCCAGCUACAACCUAAGCCUCACACUGCAGAAGUCAAAGCGUCCCAUCCCCAUCUCCACAACAGCGCCCCCGAUCCAGUCCCCUCUGCCAGUAAUCCCUCAUCAGAAGGACCCUGCUCUGGACACGAACGGCAGCCUGGUGGCACCCAGCCCCAACUCCAAGACAAGGGUCGGCCUGGGCACCCCGGAGCUCAGGCAGACCUUUAGCUCUUCCUUCUCCCAGACCUCCGUCUUCUCCUCACACACAGAGGCCUCUGAUCUCGGCCCUACACAGGGCAGCCCAGGGGCCCUGGACUCACUCAGCCAGAAAAUGCCACUGGGCUCGAGCCAGCCAAGGCAGUAUAACAACCCCAUUGGCCUGUACUCGGCAGAGACCCUGAGGGAGAUGGCUCAGAUGUAUCAGAUGAGCCUCCGAGGGAAAACCUCAGGUGCUGGACUCCCAGGAGGGAGCCUUCCUGUUAAAGAUCUUACUGUAGACAGCGCCUCUCCUGUGUAUCAGGCUGUGAUUAAGAACCAGAACAAGCCGGAAGAUGAGGCUGAUGAGUGGGCCCGCCGCUCCUCCAACCUGCAGUCUCGCUCCUUCCGUAUCCUGGCCCAGAUGACAGGGACAGAAUACAUGCAAGACCCUGAUGAAGAAGCUUUGCGAAGGUCAAGGCCCCAGGCUUCUGCCUACAGUCCCACCAAUGUGACCUCUCCAGCACCUGCCGCCCAUACAUACAGUGAGACCCAAGCCGCCCCUGCGCCCAAGCCCCGGGUCGUCACCACUGCCAGCAUUCGGCCUUCUGUCUACCAGCCAGUGCCUGCAUCUACUUACAGCCCAUCCCCUGGGGCCAAUUACAGUCCAACUCCCUACACCCCCUCCCCUGCCCCUGCCUAUACUCCAUCGCCUGCCCCCACCUAUUCCCCCUCACCAGCACCAGCCUAUACCCCCUCACCAGCCCCAAGCUAUAACCCUGCACCCUCAGUGGCCUACAGCGGAGGCCCUUCUGAAUCUGCCAGCCGCCCCCCAUGGGUGACAGACGACAGCUUCUCUCAGAAAUUUGCCUCUGGCAAGAGCACCACUUCCAUCAGCAAGCAGACCCUGUCCCCAGGAACCCCUGCCUACACCCUAACAGGUUCCCAAGUGUCCCCCCUUGCCAGGGGCACCUUCCAGAGGGCCGAGCGCUUCCCAGCCAGCAGCCGGACUCCGCUCUGUGGCCACUGCAACAAUGUUAUCCGGGGCCCCUUUCUGGUAGCCAUGGGCCGCUCCUGGCACCCAGAAGAAUUCAACUGUGCGUACUGCAAGAACUCCUUGGCAGAUGUGUGCUUUGUGGAGGAGCAGAACAAUGUUUACUGUGAGCGGUGUUAUGAGCAGUUCUUUGCCCCAAUCUGUGCCAAGUGCAAUACCAAAAUCAUGGGGGAAGUGAUGCAUGCCCUGAGACAGACAUGGCACACCACCUGCUUCAUCUGUGCAGCCUGCAAGAAGCCCUUCGGGAACAGCCUCUUCCACAUGGAAGAUGGGGAGCCCUACUGUGAGAAAGACUACAUCAAUCUGUUCAGCACCAAGUGUCAUGGCUGUGAUUUCCCUGUUGAGGCUGGUGACAAGUUUAUCGAAGCUCUGGGGCAUACCUGGCAUGAUACCUGCUUCAUUUGCGCAGUCUGCCAUGUGAAUCUGGAGGGGCAGCCAUUCUAUUCCAAGAAAGACAAACCUCUGUGCAAGAAGCAUGCACACGCCGUCAAUGUUUAGGAAGCCCAAGGCUUCUGAUGCAGACAGGUGGUGAGCUGCUCCUGCUGUUGGCAACAAAGGAUUCAAGGAGGCUGAUAUCUCUUUUGGGGGUAAAGGGAGAAGACAGGAAGUAACUGAGCCCUUUUAAAGUGUAAUUUUAGUCUUUUUUUCUGCACACAGAUUGUGUAUUUGCAUAGUUCAGACUAAAAGCCAAAUGAAAAUCCCUAAACCAAGCUAGUAAUUAAUCCAAGACUGGAAUCGUACUUUAGACAUUAGGACAGAAUUCUAAGAACUGAAAAGAGAAAAACAAAAAGUAACUUUCCCAAGGUGAUAUACUUCCUGAGGUCACCAGAGCAGGGACAGAGCCCAGAGCAGUUACAGAGAAUCUGAAACAUUCUGUGGAGUUCUUUAGAGCUCCUCUGGCAAACGAAAUGAAGUGCCAAACAGUCCUCCCUGCA
Messenger RNA from Pteropus alecto (black flying fox), 2420 nucleotides. It is a transcript of the gene LDB3, whose product is annotated as LIM domain binding 3. Gene Ontology annotation, cellular component: Z disc; adherens junction; filamentous actin. Gene Ontology annotation, biological process: heart development; muscle structure development; actin cytoskeleton organization. The transcript has 13 exons. The coding region runs from base 46 to 1983 and encodes 645 amino acids. The record is from RefSeq and is a predicted model, not a curated record. NCBI's taxonomy places the organism in Eukaryota, Metazoa, Chordata, Mammalia, Chiroptera, Pteropodidae. Gene Ontology annotation, molecular function: actin binding; muscle alpha-actinin binding.